Molecule: messenger RNA, 1375 nt
Organism: Zea mays
Lineage: Eukaryota; Viridiplantae; Streptophyta; Magnoliopsida; Poales; Poaceae
Product: RING-H2 finger protein ATL80
Exons: 1
Coding region: 212-982 (256 amino acids)
Source: RefSeq, a predicted model, not a curated record
CACGAAGGGCAUAAUCGUCAAAUGCGCCUUCCGCCCACAGCUCAGAGGCAGUCCGGCAGCCCACUCCCUACCCGAAAGCUUCACCCGGACGCUUGCCCCCUCCGUCAUUAACCAACCCAACCUCCAAGACCGGGACCUCCCUUUCCGUCCUCUCGCGGCUCCGUUUUUACGGAAACGCCCCUCACCCACCGGCGCGCGACCGACGCCGGCGAUGCUCCGGCCGUCGAAUUCGCGGCGCCUUCUCCAGAGCAGCAGCGACAGCGGCGGCGGCGCCAUCCCGAACCCGAACCGCAUCCCGGGCAUCCCGGCCGCCGACCCGCCCGCGGCCGUGAACUCCGAUGUCGUGGUGAUCAUCGCCGCCCUGCUCUGCGCGCUCAUCUGCGUCGUGGGGCUCGCCGCCGUCGCCCGCUGCGCCCGGUCCCGGCGCAGCAGGGGCGCGGGGGCCGACGGCGCCCCGGCGUCGCCCUCGAGCAACCCGGGCGACGGCGGCGGGCACCACCACCACCACGCGCACCAGGGCGCCGGAGCGGGCGUGGCCACCACGGCCACGGCCACGACCGCGACCGCGACCGCCGCCAGCAAGGGGCUGAAGAAGAAGGAGCUGAAGGCGCUGCCGAAGCUGGCGUACGCGGACGCGGUGGCGGCGGCCGCGGCGGCGCGGGGCGCGGCGCCGGCGGCGGAGGGCGAGGAGGAGGAGGAGCUGCUGGCGGAGUGCGCCAUCUGCCUGGCGGAGUUCGGCGAGCGGGAGGAGGUGCGCGUGAUGCCGCAGUGCGGGCACGGGUUCCACGUCGCGUGCGUCGACACCUGGCUGCGCUCCAACUCCUCCUGCCCGUCCUGCCGCCGCCCCAUCGUCCUGGACGACCCGGCGCCGCCGAAGCGGUGCCUCAAGUGCGAGGCCGUCGUCCUGGAGGCCGUCCUCGCAUCCUCCUCCUCCUCGUCCGCCGCCGGCGGAGGCCGCGGCGGUGGGGGAUUCUUGCCGUAGCAUCAGCAGUAGUUGGCCGGUUGUUUGUCUGUGUCUGACGGGCGGGGCCAGGCCAGGCAGGUCCUGGGUAGUUGAGCUGCUCCCAUCAGCCCGUGAGGCCAUGACCCACAUGUCAUUAGCGCAGCGAGUAGAAGAAGAUCUCUCUUUUUGAAAGGUAGUGAAAACGAAGAAUAAAACUAGAAAGAAACUAGAAAGGACGGGGCGCGGCGUUGCCGCGCCAUUAUCAUUGGCCAGUGGUGUCUGUUUUAUAGUUUUAUAGCCCGUGAUUUUUGAUUUGGAUAUUAAUAGCUACUUCCUCCGUCCCAAAAUGUAGGUUGUUUGGAUUUUCUAGGUGCAUAGAUUUUGAUAAUUCAUUUUUACACUAAAAUACAUAUAUAGCAUCUAGUUAAAGCA